Messenger RNA from Ictalurus furcatus (blue catfish), 1638 nucleotides. RefSeq names its product UPF3B regulator of nonsense mediated mRNA decay (gene upf3b). Gene Ontology annotation, cellular component: cytoplasm; nucleolus. Gene Ontology annotation, molecular function: mRNA binding. NCBI's taxonomy places the organism in Eukaryota, Metazoa, Chordata, Actinopteri, Siluriformes, Ictaluridae. Gene Ontology annotation, biological process: nuclear-transcribed mRNA catabolic process, nonsense-mediated decay; positive regulation of translation. The coding region runs from base 93 to 1406 and encodes 437 amino acids. The record is from RefSeq and is a predicted model, not a curated record. The transcript is spliced from 11 exons.
UUACCGAGAAACUGCCAGACAAAGUUGGCUGAAGUCCGCCUCGACUCCUCCUCACAGCUUCCUUAGUAAAUACUGCUGCUGCAUUUUGAAACAUGAAAGAAGACAAGGAAAAUACGCGGCCCAGAGAGAAGAAAGUGGAGAUCAGAUGUGAAGAAAAUGAAAAAACGGAGAAGCCAAAUAAAGAGAAGAAGGAGGCCAUGACAAAGAUUGUGAUCCGCCGCCUCCCUCCCAGUAUAACUAAAGAAGAGCUGGAGGAGCAGUUACAGCCUCUGCCAGAAGUGGAUUAUCUCGAGUUCUUCACAAGUGACACCAGCCUCUACCCUCAUCUGUUUGCAAGAGCAUAUCUAAAUUUCAAGAACCAGGAGGACAUUGUUCUUUUCAGAGACCGCUUUGAUGGUUAUGUGUUCAUUGACAAUCGAGGACAAGAAUACCCUGCAGUUGUUGAAUUCGCACCAUUCCAGAAGAUUGCUAAAAAGAGGAGUAAGAAAAAGGAUUCCAAAAGUGGAACAAUUGAAGAAGAUACUGAUUAUAAGAAGUUUUUGGAAAUCUACAAUGGUGAUGAGGAGAAGUUUACUUCAACCACUGAGACAUUAUUAGAAGAAAUAGAGGCCAAGACAAAGGAACUAGUUGCCAAGAAAACAACUCCUCUUUUGGACUUCCUUAAGAAUAAACAGAGAUUAAGAGAGGAGAAGAAAGAGGAGAGGAGGAGGAGAGAACUGGAGCGCAAACGCUUGCGUGAUGAAGAGCGGCGGAAGUGGAGAGAAGAGGACAGAAGGAAGCGCAAAGAAGCUGAGAAAUUAAAGAAAGCAGAAAAGGCACCUGAAAAGGACAAGGACCAACCUAAAGAUGAGCAGCCAAGAAUCAAGCUCCUGAAGAAACUAGAGAAGCAAGAGAAUAGUGACAAUGAAAAGCCAAAAGAGAAACCCAAGAAGCCAGAGCGAGAGAAACUGAGGGAUGACCGAGCUCCAGAGAGAGCAGAUGCAAAAAAACGUCAAAAUGGCGAACACCGAGAGGACAAGCCAAGAAAAUAUGAGGAAGAUGGACGCAGGGAGCAUCGAGACCGUGAAGUGGACCGAGAUCGAGACCGUGAACGGGAUCGGGAGCGACGGCAAAAAGAGAAGGAGCGAAUCAAGAGGCAGGACGAGGACCGUCGGAAGAGGAGAGAGCGCCACGAUGGAGAGAACGCCUACAAAAAGAGAGAGGAGGAGAGUAAAAAGGAAAAGGAGUAUGUUUGGGAAAAGAGAAGGAAUGAGAAUACCGGUGAAUCCACAGGACACGGUCAAGCUGACAAAUCUGACAAGUCUUCUAAAGAUGCUAAAAAGGAAGAAAAUGUGAAAAAGGAUCGUUUAAGGAACAAGUUAUUAAAGCCUUCAGCGACACCAAAACAAAACACUACUGGUCUAUGAGCUGAACGUAGUAAUGUUAGACGCUUGAUCGCCCUGCCAUUCAGCUGUACCAGCCAGGAGCAAGGAGCCGCAACAGAGGAGCUACAGGAGCUAGCCAGGCUGGGGAUAAGAAGGCUGAGAGGGAUGCCAAAAAUACACAAGAGAAAGAAGAAGAGUGAGGAAAGACCACCACAUGGAGAUGAAACAGUACUGGCCAAAUCAAGGCAAUGUAGCAGUGUUGCUAAAGCAAGAG